This is a messenger RNA of Helianthus annuus (common sunflower), 1505 nucleotides long. Its product is annotated as equilibrative nucleotide transporter 3. Gene Ontology annotation, cellular component: plasma membrane. Gene Ontology annotation, molecular function: nucleoside transmembrane transporter activity. The record is from RefSeq and is a predicted model, not a curated record. The coding region runs from base 86 to 1351 and encodes 421 amino acids. NCBI's taxonomy places the organism in Eukaryota, Viridiplantae, Streptophyta, Magnoliopsida, Asterales, Asteraceae. Gene Ontology annotation, biological process: nucleoside transmembrane transport. The transcript is spliced from 9 exons.
UGUGGAAUUACAAAAACAUUAUCUUUGAUAAUCUUUACUCUGAAAGAUCUAUCAAAACUUAUGUUUUUUAGUCUGUAUAUGCAGCAUGUCAGACAUGAAUGUUGAUCCUAAUGAAACACCAGUGAAACUUGAGGGUAAGGGAAUUGCAAUUUUAGUAUGUUGGAUUCUUGGAUUUGGAACUUUGGUGUCAUGGAACAGUAUGUUAACCAUAGGAGACUAUUACUAUGUAUUAUUUCCAGACUAUCAUCCAUCAAGAGUACUUACCCUUGUCUACCAACCGUUCGCCUUAGGAACCUUAGCGUUACUUGCGUAUAACGAAUCGAUGGUCAAUACUAGAAAGCGUAACAUUGCAGGAUACAUAUUGUUCUUUUUAUGCACUCUAGCCCUCAUUGUGACGGAUUUAGCCUCAUCUGGAAAAGGUGGAAUCGGAAGUUACAUCAUUAUAUGCAUUUUUGCCGCUGGUUUUGGUGUUGCUGAUGCUCAUGUUCAAGGUGGAAUGACUGGAGAUUUGGCCUUCAUGAAGCCAGAAUUCAUCCAAUCUUUCUUUGCUGGUUUAGCAGCAUCAGGUGCUCUAAUCUCCGGCUUAAGGCUUAUAACAAAAGCCGCUUUUGAUAAGUCUCCGAAUGGUCUUCGAAAAGGGACUAUGUUGUUCCUUGCAAUCUCUACAUUCUUUGAGUUUCUAUGCAUUUUCCUCUACGCAUUUGUGUUUGCUAAGUUGCCGAUUGUGAAGUAUUAUCGCGCUAAAGCAGCAUGCGAAGGGUCAAAAACUGUUGCGUCUGAUCUUGCUGCAGCAGGCAUCCAAACUGAUCCCAACCAAAGAGCUGAUGUUGAUGCUAAGACUCCCGACCGAUUGAGCAACAAAGAACUGUUGUUCAAGAACAUCGAUUAUGCGUUAGAUAUGUUGUUGCUACAUGUUGUUACUCUUUCCAUUUUCCCCGGCUUCUUGUAUGAAAAUACAGGAAAACAUGGUUUAGGCUCAUGGUACCCCCUCAUCCUAAUCGCAAUGUACAAUAUUUCAGAUCUUAUUGCAAGAUACAUUCCUCUAAUAGAAUCUAUUAAGCUUGAAUCACGAAAGUGGCUAAUGAUUGUCGUAUUAUCGCGCUUUUUGUUCAUCCCCACUUUCUAUUUCACUGCAAAAUACGGUGAUCAAGGUUGGAUGAUUAUGCUCAUAUCCUUACUCGGAGUAACAAAUGGUUAUCUCACUGUAUGUGUCAUGACGGUGGCUCCUAAAGGUUGCACGGGUCCAGAGGCAAACGCUUUAGGAAACAUUUUAGUAUUGUUUCUUUUAGGAGGAAUUUUCUUAGGUGUCGCUCUUGAUUGGCUAUGGAUAAUUGGCAAUGGUAGCUUUUGACAAUUUAUUUUAGUUUUUCGUCUUUUGAAGAUUAUAGUUUGCGUGUUUGUUUAUGUGUUUGAAGUUGUGGUGUUGUUGAGUUAUAUAUCACUCGGUUGUGGAAGCUGUUUGAGCUUGUGGCGUCCGAAGUUAUAUAUUGAUGGUUAUUUUGUUA